AACGGCUCUCAGCAAAGCAACAAGAAGGAAGAGCAAUGGCGACACUGGAUCGCCAAAUACCAAGUCCGGAUACCUUCCUUUGCCAGCCUUGGUCUUCCUUCGUCAGUGCGGUUAAAUUACGUUUUGUUGACAACGCAGACUCGUCUUUGGAGAACAGCGACAAAGAGCUUUACUGCCUCGGUGAAGCCGUGAAGCUCAGCAAAGAAGAGAUGCUCGUCCACAGCCAGUUUCCAGUGCUGGAGGAAUUUUCUCUUGUUGUCUGCCAUGUCUGCAAUCAGGUGGUCACUCCUCAGGGCUUCCUCACACACCAUGAGAAGCGCCACGGCUCCCCUGUCCCCUCUAGGAGCCCUCUGGUGCCCAUGAAGCCCAAGACACCCGCAGUGGCCCCUGCUGUGGCUCCCAGUCCUGGGGACACACUAGCCUUCAGGGUCCCUAAAGACUACCCCCACUCCCGGUUCAGCAAGGCACCACUUGCUGUCUAUCCACCAAAGGGGGCGCGGAACAAGACAUGCGUAUCACUUCCAGUCGUAAGCCUGGAGAAGAUGCCCUGCCUCAGCCAAGCGGAUUCCGCAUCACACAUCCGCCUCACCUCCUCCUCCUCCUCCUCCUCCUCCUCCCCCUCCCCUUCUACCUCCCCCAUCAAACACCCAUCCCUCACUCCCCCGGGCUCCCAGCGCUCCAGCGAAAAGCUAAUGAAUGGUCGAGGCACCAGCGGGCCGUCCACACCGCGCUCCACCGCGUCUCCAUCCUCACUGGACGGGCGGCCCAGUCUGGCGCGUUCUCCGCUGGACAGACGGCCGUCGUCUACACCUUCUCCCUCCCCGCUGGACCGGAAACCCUCCCCGUCGCCUUCGCCCUCUCAGCGGUCUGGAACUCUGCCGUCAUCAUCGUCAUCGUCGUCGUCGCCUUUGGAGAAGAAGCAGCAAAAUGGAACUAAAGCUUCCUCCAGGUCGCACAGAAGACUCUCAGGGAGAGUGUUUGAUCCUAACAAGCACUGUGGAGUCCAGGACCCAGAGACGAAACGACCAUGCACGCGGUCUCUCACCUGCAAGACUCACUCCUUAGCCCACCGCCGAGCCGUCCCCGGUAGAAGGACACAUUUCGACAUCCUCCUGGCCGAACACAAGGGGAGGGCGAAGGAGAAAGAGGGACCGAAGGAGAAAGACAGGGAAGGAGUGCAGGGAGGGAAAGAAGGCUGCAGCCAGAGCAUCACGUCACAGGAGACCGUGUCUCCCAGCAAGCCUCACUGCCCCAACGGUCGACCCCUGUCCUCACUGAAGUUACGGCUUGCUAAUGCGCACAUACCCAGGGUUCCAGGCUCCACCACCUCCACCUCCAGUCCUCUGCCUCCAGCACCAGCGCCUACCACAGCCCCAACCCCAGCCCCAAACCCAGAACCGUCUCCCCACAGCUGGGUAACGGCAGCGGGAGAAGGUGGUCGGCUUUCGAGUGACGAGGGAGACGCAGAGACUGCAGAGGACACAGACAGACCUGGCUUUCACUACUCCAGUCACCACCCACAGCCUUUAGGGUUUUGUGUAUUCAGCAGCAGGCUCAUGGGACGGGGCCACUAUGUGUUCGACAGGCGGUGGGACAGGAUGAGGCUGGCGCUGCAGAGCAUGGUGGAGAAACACCUCAAUGCACAGAUGUGGAGGAAGGUGCCACUGGCUGCUGAGAGCCUCUUUUCCCUCCCCUCCUCUGGUACCUCCUCCUUCACUUCACAACAAGCCCACCCUCCCUCUCCCACCUCCAUCACUUCUCCUGUCCUCACCUCCCCCUCCAGCACCUUCUCCUACACCGCUAACUUUCCUCAGUCUGCAUCCAAGGCCGGAGUGUUCAGCGUCCGAGAUGCCCAGCAACCCCUCGCCCCGGCUACCGCACCAGGAAAAGCUCGUAACGGCACGCAUAAAGCCAGCCGACCAUCCAAAGAGAUAGAAGACUCUGUAGUGGGCUCUAAGAAGAAGAAAAACCCUUCCUCCUCCUCCACCUCCUUUUCGUUUUCUUCCUCCUUGUUUCCGACUGUGGAUAAUCACAAAAGGAAUGGCAGCAGCUAUCAUCCAACAUUACAAGGCGCGGGGGGGACAGCUGCCACUCCAGCCAGGAAAAAGGGACUUGGGCGUGGGGGAAGCGGGCGCGGGGGAAGCAGGCUUUGGAGCAGUGGCGAGGACUGGUUAUCUAGAGCUGACGGUUCUCAAAGCCACAACUCGCAGAACAGCCGCGAUCUUGGCACCGCCAGUAUAUCCCACUCACCCAACAAAGAGCUGGCUUCCAAUCCCCAUCAGCCACUGGCUCCCCCCUCCGGACCCCUGGCAUAUGGAGGAAAAGCAGAGGGGAGGAAGAGGAGGAGCCCCAGCUCUUACAGAGGCAAGGCCAGCAAGCUGAGCAGGCCAGGCGGGCUGAAGAGCCUCUUCGGGAAAGGGAAUGACAGCGGGGGGAUACUGGCCUCCACGCCUGAGUCUCAGAGACAGGCCAAGUUGCAUCACUGACAGAAUGUUGGGCAGCUGUGCGGGCCACCACCGUUUGUGACCUUUGACCUCACCACUUCUUCCACUGACAGCACCAAUCAGACUGCUUCACCUCGGCGAUGUCACCCCUAUUUACCCAGUGACAGUUCAGUCAGACAGUUCCUGCUGAGGCAUCGGGGGGCUCUGGAGUCUUUGGCCACAUUUGGACCAGCAGUUACUUACGCUCUCCAGCCCUGAUUAACGGAUGGUUUUGAUGGAAAUCUGCUGCGGGUCACGGUUGCGGUCAUGGUGUCUUUCAGAACAAGACAGUGGAAUCCAAAAUCUUCUCCUCUUGAAAAGGGAAUGUGCCUCAAGUUUGCAAAGUUUUCACAGCAUUGUUAAAAAUACCACCACAGUACAAUUUCGGGGAGGCUUAUUUUUAACAGUUGGAGUUUAUUUCCGAUCCGCUGAGAAGGAAUAAAGUCUGUGAUGGUUUUUGGAAGUUAGAUGGUUGAGGGACCUACUGACACGACUACUGUAGGACUCAGACCACCCCUAUCUCUGUCUUUCUCUUGAUUUGAGCUUUUUCUCUUCCUCAGUUAUGGAAGAGACAGCAACAGCAGCUUUAGUUGGGUUUUAUCCAGCUUUUUCCACCUCCUCCUCUCUCUUUGUUUCCUCUCACUCUUUCUCUACCACUUUUUAUAUCAAACAACUCUUGUCGAGAUCCCUGUUUAUAUUUUAACCCAUCCAUCCCUUUGUGUGUACCCCAGCAUGCCUGUGUUCAAAGUGCACUUACUGCCCUCGCCCUCUCCCUUGCUCCCGUCUCCGCUGACUCCAGAGCAGUUUCCAGCAGUGCCACAUAAGGACCUGUCCGCACAAGGGAAAAAAGAAACUUCUGUUUUUACCAACGACGCCGGUCAAUGCAUUUUAUUUCAAUAUAGGAAAAAACUGGGGUUUUUGUUUUUUUAGUUGAAGUUUAAAAAUAUUCUGCGUUCUGGUUUAAAUGUUGCAAGAAACACAAACUCUUGUCUGUGUGUCAGGACUUGUAUCCAAAAUGGAAUUAUUACUACGGUGUUGGAUGUGUUUUUGUAUAAUAAUUUAUCAUUCUUAAAUGUUUUUUUGUUUUUUUUCUAAUUAACCAUUGAGGUUUGAGAGACUUUUUGAGCAAAAAACUGAAUUUCUAUGGCAUUUUGAAGAAAUGUUGAAAGUAUUAUGAUAGUUCCUAUUGUUGAACAAAAUGUACAUAUCUGUUAUUAUUUUUGUAUUUAUUAAUAAUUGUCCCCUUUUACUAAAUAUGAGCUAAAGAGGGAGUGUUUUUCCCUGCUAUCUUGGUCUGGGUUUAAUAGUGUUGAGAUUGGCCUGGUUUCUCAAAACCUUCAAGAAUUUGUUCAUUAGCACAUUUUGAAAUUAAUACUCACAGUCAUUUUGAUUAUUCCACAUAACAACAGCUAGUGGGCGAUUCUAAAAGAAAUAUUUUAUUCAGUUCAUUCCAGCUAAUCAUUUUGUCUGACAAAUUUAAAAAAAAAACUGACCUCAAAAUACACCCACUCGCUUUUCACCACCUCUUACAUGCUGUUUGCUGUAUUCCUUAAUAUGUUAAUCAUGAUGGUAUACAGUUUUUUUGCUGUUGGCAUACAAGAAAUCAACAUUAUUCUAAGAGGAAUUGAUACAAUACACAGAUGCCAAUAAACUUAAACUUCACAAAAAGAAAGCAGUGUUUUAUCCAAAGAUUUAAUCCAAAGUCUCUGCAUCUUUCUGCAGCUGUGUCACCACCACCUCCUCUAUUUCACUACCAAAACAUUUUUUAGUACGCAAGCUGACUUUUUUCUUACCCAAUUUUUUUCACUUCUCCAAUGUGAAUACACUGCUUAGAAUUAGUAUUUAGCAUGAAAUUGGGACGAAGCCAAGUGAAGUCAUGUGAUGACAGCAUUGUCAUUUGUCAUCUCAUGACGUAAGCAUUUCAGUCAUGUGAUAACGGGUGGUUGAAUGUGGGGGUUUUUGUGGUCAAACCAUUGUAUCGUGCCUGUUUCGUUUUUUGAAGUGUUUCCUGCUGCAGACAAUAAUGAAAGUCAACAUUUUACAGACAACAUAGUCUACGUCACAUCUUAUAUUGUCAUUAUGCAGUAUUGUUUUAUCUUUACACCAGGAGGGUGGAGGUUCCCCUCAUCACUGAAGGUCUGGGCCUGAUCAGAAUAAUGAGAAAAGACCAAAAACCUAUUUUAUCCCUUUCAAUCAGUCUCAGUAUAUGAAGAUAUUUAAUAUACAUAUGACAAUGUAAAAAUAUGAUUUAUAUAUCCAGGGAGGCCAUGCAGUGAGCCUAAAAACUGUCAAGAUUGAAUCAUUUUUAUAUCUUGCCCUACUCCUUUCAAAUGUGGAUAAGAUGGUCCAAAAUCUCAUGUUUCUGUAUCAGUGUUUCAGGUACAGCUGAACACACUGCUCGCACACUGUGUAUCUGACACAAGCUAAUGGACAAAAUGUCGAUUUUGUGAAACCAAGCCCCGGUGAGUAUUUUCAUAUAUAGGGCCCCACAUUCCUGUUUAACUGUGGUUCUACCCUUUUUCAUACUUCUCUCAAUGUUUGAAACUAUAGUUAUACUUUGAAACUGCCUUUAUCUUCCAAGACCAGUGUAUUGAUUUAUACUCGGUUGUUCUGUUGUGUAAAAUCAGAGCCGGGUCAAAAUGCUUUCAAUUACUUCUCAGCUGGAUUCCAAAAGCCAUCGUUUAACAUCCAGUGUCACAUAACAGUGGAUAAGACCUUGUUCUCAGCAGUUAUUUAAGAUCACUUGGUACCAUUUCUUCUUCUAUAGCAGUAGUUCACUGUGAUGUAAAAGCAGAAUACCCUUUCCUGUGAGCCUGUGAUGUCUUUUAAUAUUUAAAUAUGCCUGCAUACACCAUCAGGUAAAAGUGCAGGAGGUGUUUUUGAGUUUUGGGUGUAGAUUUUGGUAUGGAUGACAGGGACUUGCCCUACCAAUAUCAAGGUGUUGCUGGAUUGUCCCGACCAAUAUUUUAACUGAUGUCAAACAAUGUAGCUGCUUUAACUCCACGUAAUGCUAACAGUACGUUCUCUGCUGAGUUGCCAGGUGUUAAUGUGUGAUCGUUGUUCAGACAUGCUGUUUAUUACUGUUGGUGAAAAUUCCUCCCAAAAGCAAAUUAAAUUAAGACAUCAGGUCCUUUUUAUAGAAGAAUAAACGUCUCAGUAACAGUUGAGCUUAGUUCAUAAGAAUGUUCUGUAGUUAAUCCAAACAUUCAUCUUUGAAAUUAGUAGGCGAAAUAUACCAUUUAAUGCCAUCUCCCCCCUUUUCUGUGAGUGGAUCAAGAGCAGAGUUAUAAUUGCAUAUGUGUCAUUAAGACAUGAAUAUUGACUGGGUUGUUUGUGACUGCAGGCCAUCAUUUCAUAAUGAAAAUCAUGUCAGCAGCAGCCUGAGCAGCACAGAGACACAUAGACGGGUGAGCCCUGAUAUCACAGUGAGAGAUCUAGCCAUACGUUUAGGAUUUGAAUGAAAAAUAAUACAAAUAGAAGUUGAGUCUGAGAUGAUUAAAAGACGGUUUAAGCAUCACUGUGGCAGCAAAUGCAUGUUCAGUAACAUUUUGCAAAGUCAGGCUCUUUAUAAGUGUGUGUACGCAAGUGUUCCUAUUAAAUAUAAAAGAGUGAUAGGCAAAAAAAUGUCUGCAUCAAAGAUAAAAACUACGCACUUGGUUAAAGUUCAUGAUUAAAGCCCCUAUACUUAACGACCAAAGUGGCAAAAACAUGACUAAAUUUAAGUGAGGAUGUCACACAGGUGGAAGAAAGUUGCUCUGAAAACUGUCAGUCAUGAAAUAUGAGGUGAUUUCUUGGCUGGGUGAGUUAUGAAUGUAAUACCUUUUUAAAAACACUUUACUACAUCUACUAUUUGAUGUGGCUGAUGUAACAUGUUAAAAAAACAAAACACUUUAAAUUGUACUGCUAAAAUAACUGAAAGCAUUUUGACCCGCUUGAUGGCAGCGUAAAGCUGUGAACGAUGCUCCCAUCUGGUACUUGCCAACUGCUUCAGUGGGAAAAGUUUCAAGGAUUUAUUUGGGGGGUUUUUUGUUUUGUUUUUUGUCUCAAAAGCAUCUACGCACUAACGAUGAAUGAACUGUACAUAAAAGUAAGUAGUAUUUGUUUUAUGCUUUUCCAAGUGCUUCCCAUGAUGACACUUUAUUCAUCAGUGUGUGAGAUCGUCUAUCAGCUCUUACUGUAGAUCAAUCCAGUGAUGUGCAGGUGUUACGCUUUAUUCUGUGACCCAUCAGAUUCUGUGACCUAAACGGGAAUUUCAGCUGUAUUUCCACUGUACAUAUAGUCAUCAAACAUUAUUGCAUACUUUACUUUGAUUGCCUUUUUUAAACACUGAUUGUAUUUAAACAGUGUGACACAUUUUGAGAGUUAAGCAAAACCUGUCAGCCUAUAUAUAUAUACAUACAUACAUACAUCAGCAUUUUGUGCAAUGGCAAAAGUGUGUGUGUGUGUGUGUGUGUGUGUGUGUGUGUGUGUGUGUGUGUGUGUCCAACUGCACACCUACAAAUCAUGGUCGACACUUGACAAAACUGGCAGACUGCACUGAAACCGCAACCAUCAAAUUCUGUCACCCUGUCUAUAUAAAUACAAAGGAGCAUCAUGUUUGGUGACAGCGAUCAAAUAAAUCACGCCAAUAAAUAAUCAGAAAAACAUUUGCAGAGGGAAGAGUGCAGGAACUCCUAUUCAUGUCACGUGAUCUGGUGGGUCACAGAAAACGGGUGUAAUGCCAGCUUGUUCGUCUUUAUUUUUACUGCGCGUACACACGUGCUCAGUGUACAGUUAAAUGUUGGUUUACAGGCUAAAACAUGAGGUUUAGGUGGGAAUUAUGUUCAGGGGACAACAUUUUUUUUUUUUUCCACGUGUACAUUUACAGAGCAAAGUGACAAUCUUUGUUUUUGUGGAAAAUGCCACCCCUAACUUACUGUUUAUAGUAAUAGGAAUGGGAGGUUUAUGUUUGUUGCAGCUAAAAUCAAGACAUGGAUGUUGAUUUCAGAGCAGUUGUAUAUUAUCAUGGCUGUUAAAAAGUUUUAUGGAGGUAUUAACAGUUUUUUUUUUUUUUAAACCCUCCCCCUUCCUUUUUUUGCACUUUGUUAUAAAGCCCAGAUCUUUAAUCAACUUCUAUUUAUAUAAAUAUUUGAGAUUAAAAAAGUCUAUAUCUAUAUAUUUGUAAAAGUGUCUCAGCAAAAGAAGAUGAAGAGUAUAUUCUUGGUGAGAUUCGGUAGAAGGCCCCGGAAACCAGCACACUGUUGUUUCAUCUGAUCCAAACCGUGGUGAAUGUCGCGUCUCACAGCAGUUGGAUCAGAAAAUUGAUUUCUCAUCAAAACAACUGAACAUUUGCUGUAAGAAAAAAAAAAAAAACACAAAAAAGGUCUUAUAUCCAAGCUUUUAUUAAAUGAUUGAAAGUG
Scomber scombrus (Atlantic mackerel) is the source of this 7882-nucleotide messenger RNA. It is a transcript of the gene atxn7l1, whose product is annotated as ataxin 7-like 1. The record is from RefSeq and is a predicted model, not a curated record. NCBI's taxonomy places the organism in Eukaryota, Metazoa, Chordata, Actinopteri, Scombriformes, Scombridae. Bases 36 to 2486 code for a protein of 816 amino acids. The transcript has 12 exons.